This is a messenger RNA of Nilaparvata lugens (brown planthopper), 2686 nucleotides long. RefSeq names its product THO complex subunit 3 (gene tex). Lineage: Eukaryota; Metazoa; Arthropoda; Insecta; Hemiptera; Delphacidae. Gene Ontology annotation, molecular function: protein binding. Bases 92 to 1069 code for a protein of 325 amino acids. Gene Ontology annotation, biological process: mRNA export from nucleus. Gene Ontology annotation, cellular component: THO complex part of transcription export complex. The record is from RefSeq and is a predicted model, not a curated record. The transcript is spliced from 5 exons.
AUGUGAUUUCACGUUUUGCUGUUUUAUUGAAUAUUGAGGUUAUGUGAUUUGUUUGGAAUUUGUAGUCAUCAACUUCAACAUCAAUACAAAGAUGUCUAGAUCGUGGUUUCCUUCAAGAAUUGAUGAACUUCAAGGAUUUUUCAAAACACAUAAUAAGAUAAGAGAAUAUCAAGCUCAUUCUUCAAAAGUUCACUCAGUUGGUUGGAGUUGUGACGGUCGCCGGUUGGCCUCCGGUUCAUUUGACAAAUCUGUUGUGAUUUUCAAUCUUGACAGGGAUAGAUUGAAUAAAGAGUUCACAUUCCGAGGGCACGGUGGCAGUGUUGAUCAACUAUGUUGGCACGCUACCAAUUCAGAACUGCUGAGUACAGCUAGCGGUGAUAAAAGUGUGAGGAUAUGGGAUGCUCGUUACCAAAAAUGUGCAGCUGUUAUAAACACAAAAGGUGAGAACAUAAACAUCACCUGGUCACCAGAUGGCAACACAAUCGCUGUGGGGAACAAAGAGGACCUAGUCACUUUCAUAGACUCGAGAACGCAUAAAAUCAAAGCCGAAGAACAGUUCCAUUUCGAAGUAAACGAGAUCAGCUGGAACAAUGAGAGCUCGCUUUUCUUCCUCACCAACGGCCAGGGUUGCAUACACAUACUGAGCUAUCCAGACCUGGAGCUGCAGCAUGCACUGAAGGCACACCCGGGCACGUGCAUAUGCAUAGAAUUUGACCCAGUUGGUCGCUACUUCGCCACAGGAUCAGCCGAUGCACUCGUUUCACUCUGGGACAUCAAUGAGUUGGCUUGUGUGCGAACGUUUUCUAGACUGGACUGGCCAGUGCGCACGAUCAGCUUCAGCUUUGACGGGAGCAUGCUGGCGUCGGCGAGCGAGGACCUGGUGAUCGACGUGGCGGAGGUGGCGACCGGCGCCAAAGUGGUCGACAUCCCCGUCGAGGCGGCCACCUUCACCGUCGCCUGGCACCCGUCCGCCUACCUGCUCGCCUAUGCCUGCGACGACAAGGACCAGUACGACCGCAAGCGCGACACCGGCAACCUCAAGGUCUACGGGUUUCCGUCCACUGAUUAGUUACCGGAUAGGUUGUGUUCGAGUGAUUGAGUUGUGGAUAGUAGCGGACCUUUUUUGUAAUUUAAGUAUGCUAUUCUGAAAUAAACUAAGCACUGACAGAUGAUGACAAUGAUGGACUAGAAAAAACUCGAAUUUCCGAGUUGUUAAAUCUUGAGUUGUGAAGGUGCGUGCUACGAAUAAGCGUUCCCCUCCACUGAUCAGUUAACCAAUAAGGUGUUUGAGUGAAUGAUACUUGCGGAUCUUUUCGUAUUUUAAGGCUGUGCAAAAGCUAAAAAUAAACUUUCUACUGGUGAUAUUUUUCAAAGUUUUUCGAUUAGUGUAUCAUCAAGCUAUCAAAAUGAGAAAGUUUUCUCAGGAAAACAUUUUUUCCCGAUCUUCAAUUUUUGAGAUAUAAGCGCCUGAAGUUUGAAUUCUUGUGACAGAACAUUUCAAAUUCGGUAAGAGAUAAACCCAUGAGAUCCAGAGGAUAGAUUCUUCAUGGUAUUGUUGAUCUAGUAAAACAUAAAUUUUCUUGAAAUAUCAAUUUUUGAAAAAGUUAUUCAAUUUACCAAAAAUAACUCAACUAAAAGUUAUUUUUGGUUAUUUUUAGUGAAUUGAAUAACUAUCUUGAAAAUUCAUAUUUUCAGAAAAUUUUUGUUUACUAGAUCAACAGUACUAUGAAGAAUCUAUCCUCUAAAUCGCAUGGAUUUAUAUCUUACCAAAUUUGAAAUGUUCUGUCUCAAAAAUUUAAACUUUAAGCGCUAAUAUCUCAAAAAGUAAUGAUCGGAAAAAAAAUUUUUCCUGAGAAAACUUUUUCAUUUUGAUAGCUUAAUUAUAUACAAAUCAAACAACUUUAAAAAAUAUCACGAGUAGAAAGUUUAUUUUUAGCCUUUGCACAGCCUUAAGGUACGGUAUGGCAUUCUGAAGUAAAGUAAACACUGACAGAUGAUGACAAUUAUGGACUAGGAAGACAGCAAACUAGAUACGGUCCACAAUCUCAAGGUCUACGGAUUUCUGUUCACUGCUUAGUUGAUGAAUCUGGUAUUGUAAAGGUGCGCGCUACGAACAACCGCAUUUUACUUUUCAUCAGCUGAUGCUAUCUAUGCUUAGGGCGAGACCAUAUUAAGCGUUUUUCAGGCGUUUUCAGAUGACGUGUUUGAGAGUCGGCUGGGCAGGAAGCUCUCCGAUUGGCAAAUUCGGUCGGCUCCUGAAGAAACGCUUUUUGUGGUCUCAUCCCUUAUUUAUGUUUUUUGUACUGAAACAGUAAGCUACAGAUAUAAUCGGCUCAGCUAAUGGAAAGCGAAAUGCAUUUGUUCAUGGCUCAUAAGUCUUUACGCACCUCAAGGUAUGGUAUUCGGCGAUAAACUGGACUCUGGCAGAUGAGUAUUACUGGCAAUGGUUGAUCAAAAAGACAGUAUUGUCGGCAAAGAAUUUCAAAGUACACACAACUUCUUGUAUUGUCUAUCUUAUACGUUCUUGUGAAAUUUGCAGUUACUAACAAUGCGCUGCUGUUAAGAAAAAUAGCAGCAAAUUAAGAAAUGUUACUGCUUUAGAAACUUAUGUAACGUCAACCGUACAAUAAUUUCUAUGAAAUUUGUUUUAUACUGUGAAAAAUAAAGUUGUAUAACUUGUAUUGAA